AUGACAGGGGGUCACUCUGAGAGUCGGGCGGCUGCGCCUCUACUGUCCCGCGUGCCAUUUUUGUCCAAGUUGAAGUUUCUCUGCCUUCAUGUGUUUUGCGUGCUUGUCGUAGACCCCGUGCUGCGGCUGACAAGCUUCUUCAGUCGUGCCCAGGUUGCGACAGAGGCAAUGGCUGCGCACGGCUCUCUUCAUGCGAAGUCGUUCUUUAUGCUGGAUAGACUGGACAAGGUGCCGUACGCGGAUCCUCCGUACACUGGGCAUGUCGGCACCAUCCUCUGCGCUUUCCGUCCCCACCGGCACAUUCCGUAUCUGCGCGUGAUCCACCCCAGCGCGGACGGCAACCCGAUGUACUUGGACUGGCUGCUCACAGAUUCGCGCCAUGCUAAAGGAGUUUUCCUCAUAAUCCCUGGACUCGCUUCGUGGUCGGGUACCAACUACAUCGAGCACUUCGUGUGGUUCGCCUUUACCCACCACUUUCAUUGCGGCGUCUUUAACUCGCGCGGAAUGGGUAACACGCCCAUCGAGACACCGCGGCUCAUGUCCGGCAAGUGGACAGACGACUUGCGCGCCGUUUUGCGCGACGGGCCGUUCUCGCGUGCCGCCAUUGAAAAACGCUGUGGCGCUGGUAUCCCUAUUAUCGGUGUCGGUUUUAGCCUGGGUGGCGUGAUUCUCUCCAAGUACGUUGGCGAGGAGUGCCUUGCGGGGCGCGAUCUAGUCAUGGAUGCGGUAAUGGUCGUGAACUCCCCUCUCGACUGCCUCGACUCCACCGCCCUCAUGAGUCAAGGCAUCAGCAAAGUCCUUUAUCAGCCAAGCAUGACAGGGGGCCUGACGGCGUAUGCUCGGCGACACGCCAAAGUGCUGAAGGAUCUCCCCGGGCUUUCCCCGGAUGUGCGCGCCGCCUUUGCUUCGGGGUGCCUGGAGAAGGUCCUAGCGCAGGUGAAGACUGUGCGCGACUUUGACCGCUUCAUCACUGCCCCGACACUGGGAUUUGCGACACCGGAGGACUACUAUCAUCACAUCUCCCCGAUUGAGUGGUUGCCGCACUUUUCUGUACCUGUCCUGUGCAUCAGCGCCGCCGACGACCCGGUGUCAGGAGAGCCGCCCAUGGCGAAUUUGGCUAACACCAUGCAGUCCAACCCUAACGUGGCGCUGCUCGUCAUUCCGCACGGCGGCCACCUCGGCUACAUUCGCAGCGUAUGGGACGAGUGGCUCGGAACGGAGACGGUGAUGGAGAAAAUCAUCUACGAGGUGGCGGCUGCCAUCACGCCAAGGCACUAA
Messenger RNA from Leishmania mexicana MHOM/GT/2001/U1103, 1278 nucleotides. RefSeq lists its product as hypothetical. The record is from RefSeq and is a predicted model, not a curated record. Gene Ontology annotation, molecular function: short-chain carboxylesterase activity; monoacylglycerol lipase activity. The transcript has a single exon. Lineage: Eukaryota; Euglenozoa; Kinetoplastea; Trypanosomatida; Trypanosomatidae. The coding region runs from base 1 to 1278 and encodes 425 amino acids.